Molecule: messenger RNA, 636 nt
Organism: Cutaneotrichosporon oleaginosum
Lineage: Eukaryota; Fungi; Basidiomycota; Tremellomycetes; Trichosporonales; Trichosporonaceae
Source: RefSeq, a predicted model, not a curated record
AUGGCGAGGCCAUACUCCCCCUCGUACAACGCGUACCCAUACACGCCCAAGGUGGCGGCGGCGCCGUCGCCGCCGACCUCGGCGCCCCGCCUUUCCAGCCACCCCUUCUUCGUUGACCAAACGCCCUACCUCUCCUCGUCGUGGCGCCUAAGUUCCAUGUCUCUACAAAGCCUCCAAUCCACUUCGUCUUCAGGCUCGCGCUACUCUCCCGGCUCUUCAAGCUCGACGCCGAGCUCGAGCUCGAUCUCGAGCCCCAGCACCGCACCCUCCCCCUCCCCUAUGUCGACAGCUCACCUCUGGUUCCGAAAAUACGAGCGACCACGCCACGCCCGUGCCGCCUCGAUCGACGCCGCCUCCUCCCCGUCCCCCACCCCCCUCGUAUCCGACCUGACGCCCAAAGCCGCGAGCCUACAUGCGCCUACGGCGCCCAUCGACCGCCGCUGUCUCCAGUGGAUGCGUGAGGCCGAGCAGCACGAACACGAGUGGAUCCUCGGUAGCGUCGCGUCGCGCUCGCGCGCCAGCGCCCGCGCCAUCCUCCCGGCCGACACCGGCAUUGACACCGCCGGCCCCGUCGAGGUCCUGCACGAACCUCGCGCGUGCGCACUCAAGCGCCGCUUCCGCCUCAACAGUACAUGA